AUGUCGGAUGCUGGUUCUGCUCCUGGUUCCCUCAUAGACGACCUCUUCACCGGAGAACAAUGGUUAUCAGAUCUUCCCAAGAUUGGCCCUGAAGACCAUUUCGUCGAUGUUGUUCGCGAAUUGUCCAUCUUCUUCGUCGAUGAAAUAAAUCUCCCGUAUUCCUUUGAACAAUUUCGGACGACAGCUGCCGGAAACAAAUUACGGAAUUUGGUCGAUUAUUUGAUCAUCAACACCAAAAACAAGGUCAUUAUCAGUGCCCUGUUAACCCUCAAAUGGCAUUUCUCUACCCUUGAUGCCGAUGAUCCCAAAAUCAACGAGACGAGGGCGACGGCCUGUGAGAUUGUAGCAUGGAGAUACUUGAGUCGACUUUCUGAGCGAGAAGCUGUCGAUUUCUGCUUGUACGAAAUUGAGCCUCUGACGGACAUGGAUCAGUCCAUACAGUCAUCUUCAACCGCGGUCUCGGAACGUUCAAUGCUUUUGCCAAGGUUUGCGUCUCGUCGUCAAACAGCAAUAAGUAGGCCUGCGACUAGCAGACGUACGGAAUUGGAAGCCGCAAUGCUUAAUAUGGGCAGCACACCUAUUGUACGGAAGAAUAGCGAUGCGAAGCAUGCGGUACAGGAUCCAACGUCGUCUUUCAUUGGUUUGACAGCUCUUGAGAUUGCUGUAGUGUCCGACUCGAAGAAGUUCCUUAGUCAAGCGAUCAUACAGAAGAUCAUUACCGGUAUUUGGAAAGGUGACAUUUACUUUUGGGAAGACCUCAAUGAGCAUUCAGUAAAGCAGCCACAAUUUUACAACCGCGCCGAGUCGAAACCCUACGCACGAUUGAAAGUGCCCAAGUAUAUCAAGACCUUCGAGUUUAUUUUCUUUGUCUGCUUCUUGAUUCUUUACUAUGUUGUUCUCAUGGAGCGGGACAUGUAUCGAAUAUAUCCUUCAGAGAUCAUGCUGUACAUAUGGUUUGCUGCAUUUGCAUACGAUGAAUUCUCCGAGUUCAUUGGGGCUGGCACGAUGGUGUACUCUGUUGAUAUUUGGAACGCCUUUGAUUCCAUCAUUAUUCUGAUUGGUGCAGCGUUCAUGGGUCUUCGCGCGGUGGGUAUGAUCAAACACAACGAUGACAUUGUUAACACGGCAUUCGAUAUACUCUCACUGGAGGCUCUCUUCAUGGUUCCGAGAUUAUGUUCUCUUUUGAGUCUUCUCCCCUAUUUUGCCACAUUGAUCCCUUGUCUAAAAGCUAUGAUGACGGACUUUAUCAAAUUCAUGGUUAUCGUCGGUAUCAUACAAAUUGGAUUCUUGACCACAUUUUCAUUACUUGCCAGAGAAACCUUUUCAAUGAGGGAGAUGAAUUGGACAUUAACCAGGGUUUUCUUCGGAGCGAGUGGUGAAGGAUUCAACAUCAUGAACGAAAUUGACCCCCGACUUGGUCCUCCGCUAAUGAUCAUCUACGUCUGCAUGACUAACAUUCUUUUGAUCACAUCAUUAGUCUGUGUAAUGCGAGAGAGCUUUUCAAGAAUAUUCGCCAACGCACGAGAAGAACAGAUCUACGUCUACUCUGUAUAUGUCCUCGAGGCCUCAACUAGCAACAGUCUUACGCACUUCUUUCCACCUCUGAACCUGAUCCCUCUUUUUUUUGUGAAACCACUUCGUAUCUUUCUAGCCCCGCACCACUUGCGACUACUACGCAUUCAUUUGCUAAGGAUCAGUCAUAUACCAAUUGUGUCGAUAAUCUGGCUUCUGGAACACCUUCCUGGGAGGAAAUAUCAUUCCGGGGAAGCUCUAUUCUCAUCUCAUAUUCCCGAAUCAACUCAGCUUUUACUCGACGCUGUCAAAACAAGAGAAAAUAGGGCAAAGGGAAAGUCGGCGGGGAAAUCGAAUGCGGAUUCGGCCCGAGGUCGAUCAUAUGUAUCGGGGUCUCAAACAAGAGUACAAUCAAACAUGACGGGUGGAGCAAUCGAUCACGAAGAGUUUACUUCUGGUGGCAUGCUCAAAAAUGUCGACGUGGAAAUUCCUGGUCCAGAGUGCGCUGUUGAGAUUGCGAUGGUCAAGGAAAGAGAAACGGAGUUGGAGGAGAAGGUUGCGGCGUUGAGUGUGCAGAUUGCGGAGUUGACGGCGUUGAUAAUGAAGUCUCAGAAUACGGGUGGGUUUGGUGACUGA
Glarea lozoyensis ATCC 20868 is the source of this 2148-nucleotide messenger RNA. RefSeq lists its product as uncharacterized. The record is from RefSeq and is a predicted model, not a curated record. The coding region runs from base 1 to 2148 and encodes 715 amino acids. Lineage: Eukaryota; Fungi; Ascomycota; Leotiomycetes; Helotiales; Helotiaceae. The transcript is spliced from 8 exons.